AUAAAGUUUUUGCAUUUUAUUUGAGGGGGGUACGGUGGGGUUGCUUCAGAGAUACUGACCGCUGAACACAAUAAUCGUCGUCGUUCUGUUUCAUAAUCCAAGAUGGCGGACGAAGAACCUGUAAGGAAAAAAAGCUGUAAAGAUCAUCCUUCCUUUCUCUAUACAGCCAGAGCUCCUGUGAAUAUUGCCGUUGUCAAAUAUUGGGGGAAGAGAGAUGAGAAACUAAUCCUGCCAGUGAAUUCAUCUUUAAGCGUGACAUUGAAUCAGGAUGAGCUAUGUACGACAACAACUGUUGUAGCAAGUCCUGAUUUCCCAUGUGAUUCUUUGUGGAUAAAUGGAAGGGAACAGCCAAUUGCAGAUGCACCAAGAAUUCAAAACUGUCUUUUCAGAAUUCGAGACAAAUGCCAGCUAGAGUCACCCCAGAGAUGGCAGGAACUCAAAGACUGUCAUUUACAUAUUGCAUCUAAAAACAAUUUUCCUACUGCUGCUGGUCUUGCAUCGUCUGCCUCUGGUCAUGCUUGUCUCGUGUUUUUACUUUCCAAGCUUUUUCAUCUUAAAUGUGAGUUGUCUGGCCUUGCAAGGCAAGGAUCUGGCAGUGCUUGCCGCAGCAUAUAUGGUGGUUUUGUUGUCUGGUCAAAGGGCGAACAUGAAGAUGGAACAGACAGCAUAGCAAAACAGAUUAUGCCCUCUGAACAUUGGCCAUCAUUGAGAAUCCUCAUUCUUGUGGUGAAUGACCAGAAAAAGUCAACUUCGAGUACAGAAGGAAUGAAGAGAAGCGUUCAAACCAGUGAACUUCUACAGCUCAGAGCAACAUACUGUGUACCCCAGAGGAUGAAAAAUAUGGAAGAAGCAAUAAUUCAUAAGGAUUUUGAAACCUUUGCUGAAUUAACUAUGAAGGAGAGUAACCAGUUCCAUGCUGUCUGUCAAGACACAUAUCCUCCAAUAGAACCACCCUACUUGAGCACUACCUCACAUAGCAUUAUACAACUCGUUACAGCUUACAAUCAGUAUCACAAAAAUACUAAGGUAGCAUAUACUUUUGAUGCUGGUCCAAAUGCUGUAUUAUUUCUACAAGAGAAAGACGUUUCUGAAAUGGCAGCAUUAAUCCAACACUUCUUCCCUCCACUAGACACUAAAGGGUUUAUCAAGGGAAUUCCAAUUCAAGAAAUACCAAAAUUGUCAAAAGAUCUUCUAGAAUCGAUGGCAAUGUAUCCGGUUCCGUCUUCUAUCAAAUACAUCAUAAGUACAAAGGUCGGUAAUGGACCAAGUAUGAUUGCCAUGGACAGUGAUGAACAUUUGCUGAAUGAAGAUGGCUUACCUCACUAACAGCCUUCUAUAUCUAAAUAUUUUGUGUAAUAUAAAAUAAACUUUGUUAAAAAAGAAA
This is a messenger RNA of Actinia tenebrosa (Australian red waratah sea anemone), 1384 nucleotides long. RefSeq names its product diphosphomevalonate decarboxylase. Gene Ontology annotation, biological process: isopentenyl diphosphate biosynthetic process, mevalonate pathway; isoprenoid biosynthetic process. Gene Ontology annotation, molecular function: diphosphomevalonate decarboxylase activity. The record is from RefSeq and is a predicted model, not a curated record. Lineage: Eukaryota; Metazoa; Cnidaria; Anthozoa; Actiniaria; Actiniidae. Gene Ontology annotation, cellular component: cytosol.